Messenger RNA from Erythranthe guttata (spotted monkey flower), 1051 nucleotides. RefSeq names its product NDR1/HIN1-like protein 3. Gene Ontology annotation, biological process: defense response to other organism. The record is from RefSeq and is a predicted model, not a curated record. Gene Ontology annotation, cellular component: plasma membrane; plasmodesma. Lineage: Eukaryota; Viridiplantae; Streptophyta; Magnoliopsida; Lamiales; Phrymaceae.
UUUUUUUUAAUUUUUUUUUAUUCUAUUGUACAAAUAAAGAGUUAGAAACCUAUUUAAUCUGAACCCCACACAAAAAUAUCUGCUACGCCCAAACCCUCAACCGCUCCCCCAAAAGUUUUCUCCACCAAUGGGAGAAACUCGACAACAACCGCAUCUGAACGGCGCCUACUACGGCCCCUCCAUUCCGCCGCCGUCCAAGACCUACCACCGCCCCGGCCGCGACGGCGGCGGCGGCGGAUGCUGCUGCAACCCCUUCAGCUGCUGCUGCAGCUGCAUCAUGAACUGCAUCUGCACCUGCAUCUGCCAGAUCGUCUUCACCAUCCUCAUCAUCGCCGGACUCGCCGUCCUCGUCAUCUGGUUCAUUUUCCGGCCGAACACCGUCAAAUUCUACGCCGACGACGCCUCCCUCACCGAAUUCACCAUCAACAGCAACAACACGCUCCGCUUCAAUCUGGCGCUGAACCUCACCAUCCGAAACCCUAACAAGCGGAUCGGAAUCUACUACGACCAAAUCGAAGCUAGGGCUUUCUACCAGGGGCAGAGAUUCUCCACCGUGCAGCUCCCCAAUUUCUACCAGGGCCACAAGAACACCAGCUCUCAGAGAGCCGAAUUCAAAGGCCAGAAUCUGGUUCUCCUCGGAGCCAAGGAGAUGUCGAAAUACAACGACGAUAAAAGCUCCGGCACCUACAGCAUCGACGUGAAGCUCUACCUGCGGAUCCGAUUGAAGUUUGUGUUCCUGAAAUCAAGCAAAGUGAAGCCGAAGAUCGACUGCGAUUUGAGAAUUCCGCUGAGUUCAAACGCCACGGCGGCGCCGGCGGCUUUUCAAUCUCAGAGGUGCGAUUUCGAUUGGCGCUGAUAUAUAUAUAUAAUUGCACUUUUAUAUAAUAAUUUUCCGAUGCUUCGAAUUUUUUUGCUAUUUCAAUUAUUCUUUUGUUUAUCAGUCGGCUGAUACAGAUCUUAAUCUCCUUUCGACUGCUUAAUUUCAAUUUAAUUUUUAUUCAUAUUUUAUGUGAGUAAAUAACGAGUUUAUAUAAUAUUUUAUGAUUUUCCA